Molecule: messenger RNA, 3861 nt
Organism: Lodderomyces oxycetoniae
Lineage: Eukaryota; Fungi; Ascomycota; Pichiomycetes; Serinales; Debaryomycetaceae
Gene: MSN5
Product: karyopherin
Exons: 1
Coding region: 1-3861 (1286 amino acids)
Biological process (GO): RNA export from nucleus; protein export from nucleus
Cellular component (GO): RNA nuclear export complex; cytoplasm; nucleus
Molecular function (GO): nuclear export signal receptor activity; RNA binding
Source: RefSeq, a predicted model, not a curated record
AUGGAUAGUGGGGGCGUGAGACAAAUCAUAUCAGCCUUGGGUAUUAUUUAUGAACCUAAAUCGACCAAUUUUGAACGAAGAGAAGCACAAAGUUUUCUCGAAACGGUUAAACUAAAUGAAGAGUCGCCAUAUUGGGGAUUCCAACUAGCCCUUCCGGAAAAUAAUCAAUCCAACUAUAUUGUGAGGCAUUUUGGUCUUUCCUUGUUACAGAGCUCAAUAAGGUACAAGUUUCAUACUUUUGACUCUACCAAAAUAUCGGCCAUCAAGAAUUGGAUUAUAGAAUUGGCUAAUAAAGUCGAGCCCAAUGAUCCGCAUUAUAUAAAGGAGAAAAUUGCAUUCUUGUGGGUAUCGCUAGCAAAGCGAAUAUGGGGCUAUUAUCUCGUUAAGCAGGAGCCGCUGCUGCGUGAGCGCGAGCGUGAGCGUGAGCUCUCACAGCUCUCACAGCUCCCACAGCAGCAGCUGCUGCUGCAACACCAACAACAGCGGGACCAGGUGCACAAGGCGGAGUCGCGAGACGAAGACAGGUUUGCUUUAGAGGAGGACGAGGAUGUCGAGGAUAAAGACGACUCAAUUGAAAAUGGCUCAAGGUCACCAGCAGUGACCGCCCAGGAAGCAGAGGACGGGUGGGUUUUGAUGGAUGCAAACUUAUGGACUCUAUGGAAUAACAACAUCACCUGUCGCGAAUUGUCGUUGACUAUACUUCGAACAUUAUUUGAAGACGUUUAUCUUCUCGAAGAUCCCAUUGCUUCUAAAAAUAGCGUGAUACUAAACCAGCUAUCGGUCUUGAUUGUCACUCCUAAUAGGAUAUUAGACUCUAUUUAUCAGAACAACCCAAGAAUUUCCGUUUGUAAGUUUUCUACAGACGGCUGGUUCAUAGAAUGGUCAAGGUUCUUGUUAGAAAUUAUGUCAAACAAUGAGUACCAGAAUGGCACUUAUUCAAAGUUUGUAUCCAAAAUCUUGUCUACUUUCAAGACGUGUUUGCAUUGGAUUCAUCCAACCGUGUUGCGAGAAGAAAACAUUAUGCAAACAUUGAUCAACAUUUUGAGUGUUGCGGAUGUUAGAAUCAAAACAUUAGCGGUUGAUUGCUUGCAUAUUCUCUUCACCAGAACAUAUGCAGAGGACGAGGAUUUUGAUUUCUUUAUUGGAUCAGUCUUCACAAGUGAGGGAAUUGCCAAAUUUUCCGAGUUUUAUCAGUCAUUGACAUUGGACCCCGAUGAUAUAGAUGAGCAAGUUUACUCCUUGCUCAAGAAAACAGUGGAAAUGAUUGUUUCGCUUAGCGAGUACCUAAACAUAACUUCAAAGUAUAAAGUUUCGUGGGAGGGUAGUGAUGUUAGCGGGUACCUUAGAUUGGUUUUAAGCACAACCGAUCAUCCAAGUUUAAUCAUUAGUGGAUUAUCAUUGCAAAUGUGGGUCACUAUAUUACGGUUUGACGAAUUGAGUGCAAAACAACAGAUUAUAGAUAUUAUGAUGUCCUUAUUGAACAUUUCAGCUGAUAGAGUAAUUAAUUUCAUUUGGGAUGAUGAAAAUAUAUCCAAGAAAUUCUUUGACGUUGAUUUCGACUCAACCCCAGAUGCUAAUAGCUUUUUACAAAACUAUCGAAAGUUCAAUGAGGAUAUUAUCCGAAUCACGGUUUGUAAAAAACCUGAGGAAGGACUUUUAUGGCUUGAGAAUCGAUUGCAGAAUUUCUUUAGCUCCGAGCUUGGCAGAAAAUGCAUAAAUGAAUACAACUUGGGUGAAAAAUCAAAAGCAUUCAAUUAUGGCUCUUCUCAAUUCAACAUCAUUGAAAAUAGUAUACGAGGGAUUUCUCGUUGGAGAAUAUGGUACAACGGAGAAGACUUUGAUACUAUAAAUGAUCGAUUGAAUAAGCUAGUUAUACAGCUUGGGGAGCGAUUAUUAGCAAUGAGUUUAGCGUCGCCAUUGAUUAUUAGGAAACAGGUGCAAACACUCGUUCAGUUUGCGCCUUUACUCAAAGAUGUUGAUAGUCCACUCAUGUUCCAAAUUUUGGAAAAAAUCUUGACAACUGCAACGUUUCCUUAUCCUCCAAAUAUAAACGAUGAAGAUAGAGAAUUAAUUAGGGAUUUGAGAGCAAGUUGCGGGACUGAGUUGAAUAGAUUGGCCUAUAUUAUGCCUGAAGCAUUGAAAAAGAUUUUUGAUGAUUUAGAAAAUGUUGUUGCCAAUAUUUUAUCCUCAAAGAAAGUAAGUGAUCAUGAGAAUGUGGCCUUCAAAUCUUUUUUAUUAGUUAUUGCCUCGAGGUCUUCAAUUGAUGAUAAAAACGAUCUUUUUGCCAAAAUUGUUGAUCCAGACCUUGCAGCUUGGUCGGCGCCAGAGACAGAAAAGGGAUUAAUGGAUUUGCAUUGGUUUAUGGAGAGAAUAGGUAUUGUACAAAUUGCGUCGUACUUUCAAAGCCGUGGCAUCACGGCCACCACAAACUUGCUUGAAGCCAAAAUGGAUGAUGAGGGCAAGUUAUUAAAGACAAAUUUAAAGGAUCAUUGGAGUUCAAUUUUUCCUAUUCGAGCCACGAGGAUUUUCAUUCAGUAUAGUAUUGAAAAAUUGAGUCAUGAGCUGCCAGAAUAUGUCAAUUUGCUCAAAUUGUGGAAACCCAGGGUGCAGCCUAUUGUACCGCACAUCUUGCAAUUACUAACACAAAUCCAAGCUUAUCAUAAUCCUGAAAAUUGGGUUGACUUACCUGCAGAAGUGCAAAGUUUUGUUAAGUACAGUUGCACCGAGAGAUUUUGGCAGCAAGGAGUUUCCAUUCAGUCAAAAGAAACUUUCAUUGAGGAGAACGUGAAGGCUGCGUUAACUUUAAGAGAUUUUGCAGACUCUGUUGGUCAUUUAAUCAGAUAUACUAGGGAAUAUGCAUUCUUGACUGUAGGGUCACUUGCUCAACUUGAGGACACGCUUUAUGAGAUUCCAAAUAUAGCCACGAUGCUAUGGAAAGCAGUAGCAGGUGACACUGUUGGUGUUACUUUGCAUUCAUGGAAGCAUAUGAUAAACAGCUGUCUCCGAGUUGUAAUAAAGUUUUGCCCUGUGAAGUAUGUUGAAGUUUUUAUGUGUGAGCUUUUACCAAAGGCUUUAGUCGACAUUGACAAUCUUAUUGUUUCCAAAUGGGACAAAAUUUAUAAAAGCGGUCUUCAGUUGCAAGGUAACGAAGAUGACGAGACUUUAUCGGAAGAGAUGAUGGAAGAACACAUGCUUCGACAAUUGACUGCUACCGUUGUGAGAUUAUUGAUGGAUAUUGUUGGUCAAUAUAACGCAAAGGCAUUAACUGAUACCCAGUUUGCAUGUAGAAAACUAAUCAUUGAACACAAGGAAGUACUUGCUCCAUUUUUGCAGAUAUGUUGUCACAUUAUCAACUUCAAAGACACAAAAUGCUCUUUUAAUACAAUAUUGGUGAUACGGAAUAUUGUGAAUGAGGUUACCUUAAAAGAUGAUGAGGUGGAUACAUUUUUGUGCGACUAUUUGAUCAAAGCGUUGUUGCGCGUGUUGCUUGAUGAUUACUUUGUUGAAACUCAUGGUGAAGCAGCUUUGGCAUUGACAACUUUAUAUUGUCAACUCCGUUCUAAAAACGAUUAUGCAGCUCGGGUAUUAAUGCAAAACCUUCCAAACAUUAAGCCACAACAUAUAUCGAAUUUUGAGUCGCUAUUAGUCUCGUCCAAAUCAUUACGACACCAAAGAGCCGCUUUGUUAGAGCUUGUUAGAAUAUCCAAGGAUGAUGUUGCUUAUGAAGAAGAGGAAUUAAAUAAGAGGAAAAAGGAAUUAGGUCAAAUUGCAAGAAGGAAGAAAGUUGGUCCUAGUGGAGAUGUCAUGAAUGACCCUUUUACAGAAAAUGGGGCAUUGAGUAAUUUGUUUGGCGAUGAAUGA